AUGUAUGUGCGACUUUUAACGGUCAGAGAACGGGACAAACCAUGGUGCUGGGAUUGAUAUUGAGCCGCCGACUGCUGUGUCGCAGGCACGGGCUCCUGCAGCGCUGCAACAUUAGGUCAGAAAACUCCUCCAGAAGUGCUGCUGUGGACAGCGUGCUCUCUGCAUUCAGGUCUAUAUGUGGUGAGGACGGCGUCUCAUUGGGUGAAGCUGUCAGAGAGCAGCAUGGCAAAGAUGAGUCUGUACACAGAUGUUGUCCCCCAGAUGUGGUGGUGUUUCCUCGUUGUGUGGAGGAGGUCAGUGCCCUGACCAAGGUCUGCCACCAACACCGCCUUCCCGUCAUCCCUUUUGGCACCGGGACUGGCCUGGAGGGAGGCGUCUCCGCAGUGAAGGGUGGAGUGUGCUUCAGUCUGAGAAACAUGGAACAGGUUCUGGAUCUCCACGCGGAGGACUUCGAUGUGACAGUAGAGCCUGGUGUGACUCGGAAGGCCCUGAAUGCCUACCUGCGAGACACCGGCCUGUGGUUUCCUGUUGAUCCUGGAGCCGAUGCGUCUCUGUGUGGAAUGGCUGCCACCAGCGCGUCUGGUACUAACGCAGUGCGUUAUGGAACCAUGAGGGAAAAUGUCAUAAACCUGGAGGUGGUGCUGGCUGAUGGGACCAUCAUACACACAGCUGGCAAAGGCCGACGUCCCAGGAAGUCUUCAGCAGGCUACAACCUGACAAACCUGUUUGUGGGUUCAGAGGGCACCCUGGGGAUCAUCACUAAGACUACGUUGCGCCUGUAUGGCAUCCCGGAGGACAUGGUGUCAGCCGUCUGCUCUUUUCCCUCUGUCCAGGAUGCUGUGGACAGCACAGUGCAGAUCCUACAGGCUGGAGUGCCCAUCGCUCGCAUCGAGUUUCUGGACGAUGUGAUGAUUGAUGCGUGCAACAGGUUCAGUGGUCUGUCCUACCCCGUGACCCCGACCCUGUUCCUGGAGUUCCACGGCUCUGAGCAAAGCCUUAAGGAACAAGUCAGCACAACUGAGGACAUCGCUCAGAGCAACAGAGGCUCAGAUUUUCAGUGGGCUCAAGAUGCAGCAACAAGGAACCGGUUGUGGAAAGCACGUCAUGAUGCCUGGUACGCUGCUCUGGCUCUCAGACCUGGCUGCAAGGCCUACGCUACAGACGUGUGUGUCCCUCUGUCUCGACUGCCUCAGAUCGUUGUGGAGACAAAGGAGGACCUGAUUGAGAACAGACUUACAGGUCCCAUCGCGGGUCAUGUAGGUGAUGGUAACUUCCACUGUCUGAUGGUGGUGGACCCCAGCGACCCAGAGGAGCUUCACAGGGUCCACCUGUUCACUGAGAGACUGGCCAGCUUGUCAGCGACCCCACACAUACAGCCCGAGUCACAAAGAGCUAUCUUCAGAGACAAGAAGAACAAGCAGUGCCUGCAGCAGAUGGUGUGUCCCCCACAGAGCCCUGAUCUCAACAUCACGGAGUCAGUCUGGGAUUACGUGAAGAGACAGAGGACAAUGAGACAGACUAAAUCCACAGAAGAACUGUGGCAAGUUCUUUAAGAUGCUUACCUACUUACUUGCCAAGUGCUGUGAAAAACUGUGCACAAGAAGAUUUGGUGCUAUUUUAAAGACAGAGAGCAGUCACACCAAAUAUUGAUCUGUUGUUUUUGCACAGUUGCUGUAUCCAUAACCAAAACACAUCACCGCAGGUAGAUCCCCCUGCUCUGCAUGAUUCCUCCUCUCCGUGUGUUAAUGUGCCACCUGAGCUUCCUUUGGAGAGUUGGUUUACUCUAAAAAAAACACACAAAAAGCAUUAACUGACUUCAGUAACUGUAUCUUUAGUUCAUGCUGAAUUAAUACUGAUAUGAACCUUUUAAACUAUCAGAAGCUAAUAUACUGUCGUGGUGGAUAAAAAGGUCCUCAGGAGGGCUCAUUAUGGGCCUUUUAGUACCAAAGUAUACUCCUCCUGUAUCUGCAUCUAUUUUUAGUGUGUGAGUGCAGUGUGUCAGACUCGAACUGUCUGACUUAACAGGCUUCACUUCCUGUAAAAAGUGGCUCAGCUGAGAUUUUAAAGUGGUGAUAGUUAUGUUAAAUUAUAAUGUGAAAAUACUUUCCUUUUA
This is a messenger RNA of Toxotes jaculatrix (banded archerfish), 2113 nucleotides long. RefSeq names its product lactate dehydrogenase D (gene ldhd). Gene Ontology annotation, cellular component: mitochondrion. The record is from RefSeq and is a predicted model, not a curated record. The transcript has 11 exons. Gene Ontology annotation, molecular function: D-lactate dehydrogenase (cytochrome) activity; D-lactate dehydrogenase (NAD+) activity; FAD binding. NCBI's taxonomy places the organism in Eukaryota, Metazoa, Chordata, Actinopteri, Toxotidae. Gene Ontology annotation, biological process: lactate catabolic process. Bases 42 to 1553 code for a protein of 503 amino acids.